Molecule: messenger RNA, 2696 nt
Organism: Leptidea sinapis
Lineage: Eukaryota; Metazoa; Arthropoda; Insecta; Lepidoptera; Pieridae
Product: E3 ubiquitin-protein ligase Mdm2-like
Exons: 5
Coding region: 201-1394 (397 amino acids)
Source: RefSeq, a predicted model, not a curated record
UUAAAUUCUCUUUGCUGUAAAAUCUCCGCGUCUCGCGGUCAACCAUCGCAAAUUGCAUUUUUGUGAGAAUUAUCAAAUUGAAAAUACAUUCUAGUUUCACUUUUCUUUAUUUGCGCUUCGCGAAAAACUUUUUAUAGUUAUAUCUAUUCGAUCACUGGAGUUAAAGUGCUCCCAAAUUACCAUUAAACAGUUUUCGUAUAAUGAACACGACAGCGUCCUUCUCUUCAGAACAUUCAUGCAGCAGGCGCUGUUCAACAGAGACAAUAUUCAGCAUACAAGGAAAAGAAACUGAUUUUGUGCGAGACACCAGCGACACAGAGUGGUACAGCAGCGACUUUGGCGAGUUGGAGCCCGUAAGCAGCGAGCCCGAGGAUGAAGCGCCGUUCACCGCCGACACCGACACGACCGAUAACGAAAUUAUAUCAACAAAGGUGAUAGAAGUAUCCGUGGGCGACGAUGGUGAGCUCCAGUUCGCGGACUCUGAGCAGACAGACUCGGAAGGCAGCGAUAGUGAGAUGGACCUGUACGACUACUGGCUGUGUGCGCAGUGCCGAGCAGAGAACAACAACCCGCUGUACAGAUACUGUGAGAAGUGUUUCAAGGUACGUAAAAACUUCUUCCCGCCGAGACCGAAGCGAAAACACCGGCGUAACACGAAACUUGAUCCGGAUCCCAUACCCUGCUCGUUUUCCCAGAAAUCCGGGAUGGAUUCCGUGAAAACCGUUCCUGAAUCAAUUAAUUCAGCAUACGACUCGGAAGUCGAAACAAAUGGUGAAAUGGAACCGUUUUCCCGAACCUUUUCCCAAGAUUCUGGCGUCGAGUCCGUAAAAACAAUUCCGGAACUAUCGGAUUCGAAAGGCGAACCGGAACCGUUUUCCCGGACAUUUUCCCAAGAUUCAGGCGUCGAGUCACUUAACUGCCAUGAAGUUGCAGAAUGUUCCAAAAGUAAGAAUAGUUUUAGACACAAUGUGAUAUUAGGUAGGCAUUUAAAGCGUCGAGCGAAAUCCGCCGACCGACACAACAAACGUUUUAAAAUCGGUUCCGAUUCCGACACGGAUGUAGAAAGUGAAGUAAAACCAUUAGUUAAAAUAAUAAGUGAUCCAGCGCUUACCAUAGACGAUAUAAACGUUAAAUUAUCAAAAAAGGUUAUAGCUGAUACUUUAAAGGCUAAAAUUGAAGUUAAGGACAAAAUUGAAGUGGCGAGUAAAAGUGAAGUGAAGGAUGAUAUGUGUAUAACUUGUCUCUCUGAACCGAAGUCGGCCGCGUUUAUUCACGGGCGCAUCAUCCACAUUUGCUGCUGUUACAAAUGUGCCCUCAAAGUGUGGGUAACCGCUAAACGGUGUCCAGUUUGUAAUUGUAAAGUCAGUAAUGUUUUGAAAGCCGUCGUCGUGUAAUGAAUCAAUAGUCAUUACUCAAAAUAAAUUUAUAGAAUUAUUUAGUUUCUGGCAGUUUUUUUAGCAAUGUAUAAAACUGGUUGACAGGCAAUUAUCUAAAUCGUACAAGGAUUCAAUGCCAAAAUUAUUUGUGUCUUAUGUUUGCUGUGGUUCAUGAAGCCUUGAUCGAAGACAAAUUUGCCUCUGAAAACAUUAGAAAUCGUAAUUAAUUUAUGUAAUACGAAAAUUGGUAUUUAUUAAAAUAUUACUACUAUUGUUGUAAUAUAGUGAAUGUCUUAAAAGGCAUUAUCCUUUUAUCUCAGUCUAGACAAUGUUACAUGAUAUUAAGUUUUGUGAAUACUUUGUAUACUUCACUUCACAAUUGCCCUCUCUUUAUUGUUUAAGGCUAGGUUUUAGGUAUAUUUGAUUCCAUAUCACUGGUUUACCUAAGCCUAAAGUAGGUAUGCAAAAUCGGAAAAUCUUUUGAAUACUUCUUUAACCUACAAUUUAUUUCGUUUAUUAAUUAUGUUGCCUAAAAAACCCUUAAAAAAUAUUUCUAAUUUGUUUUUUCUUAAGUAAAAAUUGAAUUAAAAUGUAAAUAAUCGUGUAAAUAAUAAAUCCACCGAACAUGAGAGAGAAUAAUAUAUUUUUAUUAUAAGUUAGAUUAGUUUCACGCAAUACUAUGUCUAAUUUCGUUGUGUUGGUCAGAUGCGAAAUUUAAAUUACCAGGAAUAUUAGAGCUAUUUAUUUUUGACUUUCAAAUAUAUUUGUGGGAGCAAAAAUGAACAUAAAUUUCUAUCCAGCUUUUCCAUCGAUUCGUUCAUUGGUAGUUUUUCUCUGACAUAUUUCAUAAAUAUUUGCCUCUUUCUCUAUAAAUACUUGCUUCAUGUCUUUUUAUGUGCAUUAAUGCAAUAUCUAAAAUGUAUACAGCUUUUUGUUUAAGAUUUUCUAACAAUGAUGGUGAAAAGCACACCACUUCUUGAAGCUAUUUAUUGCAUUAAAUAUUUGUUAUUUAACAUUGAAGCUGUAAAUAUGAACAAUAAUAUUCCUGGUUAAAAUUACUUUUGAAUUAAUUAUAUUAGGUAUCGUUUCCUACGAAAUAACAGUCCCACCUUUGCCUACCGCACAGAGGAUUUUCUUAUAAAAUAAAAUUUAUAUCUUAUUUAAACAAAUGUAUAUCAUCAUAAGCCGGGUAAAGAUCACAACUGAUCGUAUGUAAAAAGUAGAUAUAAUUUUUUAUCGUAUGUAAUAAAAAGUAAUAAAAGAAAAAUAUAUAAUUUGAUAAAACAAAAGAACGUAAAUAAAAACUUUCCUUUCAGCAAA